AUGCAUACCAGCUACAUUGUCGCGGCCCUUGCUCUCGCUCUUCCCGUGUACUCGACCCCUUCGGGAAAUGUGGGCUGCUACUCCGACGCUGGUUCUCUGAAGAACAAGGGACCCUAUAGCUACCAAUCCCCCGGAUAUUGCGAAGAGGUCUGUUUACGUGACGGUCACAAGGUCGCCGCCCUUACUCGUGGCAACAUGUGCUACUGCGGCGACACCCUUCCUUCGCAGUCCGCCAAGGUCGAUGACGACGAAUGCGAUCAGGCGUGCAUUGGAUGGCCCUCCGAUAGCUGCGGCGGCAAAGAUACCUUCACUGUCUACUGGAUUACCGAAGACGACGCGGAAAACUAUGCUCCAGAGAACAGCUCGACUACCGCUGCACCCACCGCUGCCACAGCUGCCACCGCCGCCGGUGGAAUCAUCGUCGCGCCAACCGCAAACUCCGCCCCAAGUGGCAUCGUGACUGCGCCCUCAUCUACGAACUCCAAGGGCGCCAGCGCAAUCGCAUCCAAGUCCGCCAAUGCCGCCUCUACCGCGGCCACAUCAGCCACCGCUUCAGCCUCGCCCACCAACAACGCCGCCGGCACCAUCCAAGUCGGAUCCUCGCUGAUUGGCGCCGUUGUUGCCGGCAUGGGUUUGCUUCUCUGA
Penicillium canescens is the source of this 645-nucleotide messenger RNA. RefSeq lists its product as uncharacterized. The transcript has 2 exons. NCBI's taxonomy places the organism in Eukaryota, Fungi, Ascomycota, Eurotiomycetes, Eurotiales, Aspergillaceae. Gene Ontology annotation, cellular component: plasma membrane. The record is from RefSeq and is a predicted model, not a curated record. Bases 1 to 645 code for a protein of 214 amino acids.